Cooperia oncophora is the source of this 306-nucleotide messenger RNA. The record is from the annotation of a GenBank genome assembly. Lineage: Eukaryota; Metazoa; Nematoda; Chromadorea; Rhabditida; Trichostrongylidae.
AUGGAGGGUAAAAGACUAAUUGCUAGCAUCAGAAAGUAUCACAAAACGGCUACAAUCGUUGUGUACGACCUAGGGCUCACCCUUGAAAGGUGCUGUGCGAGUGAAGCGAUGGUGUCAAACUAUCCCUCAUAUUUUGAACAACUACACACAUUUCGAUGGAAACCGAUUGUGAUAGCAGAGGCACUUAGAGAUUAUGGAGCUGUUUGGUACAUGGACACCUCCGUAAUCUUAGAGAAAGGCGACCUUCGACAUGUACAAGCGUUAGUGACAUGCAAAGCAAAACCACGUAUCAGGUAUAUUCUUUAG